ACGAGCACCCGGCUUAAAAGGCGACGCCCAUUUGACCGGGAGAGCGAGGGGGAGCAGCAACCGGAAGCCACCAUCGCCAGUCCGCCACCACCAACCACAGAGCCAAGAACUCCAAGCAAAAUCUAGCGCUCCGGCCGUCUCAGCCAUGUGGGAUGGAGGCGUGGAGCACGGGAGCCAACAGGAGGCCGCGCCGCACCAGCUGCUCCCGUGGCUCGGCGCGGCGCCUUUCUCCUCCGAGCAGGCCGUGGCGGGCCUCGGCGCCAUGGGAGCCUACGCCUGCGACGGCGUCGGCGCCGUCGGUGGGCUCGGGCACGGCGGGGUGUUCGGCUUCGGCUUUGACGCGGUGCAGCAGCAGCAGCAGCAGCGCGCGGCGGAGGGAGGCGGCGGCGGCAAGGCGGUCGUGUCGGGGCUCCUGGGGAGCCUGCAGGCGGAGCUGGGGCGGAUGACGGCGCGGGAGAUGAUGGACGCCAAGGCGCUGGCGGCGUCGCGGAGCCACAGCGAGGCCGAGCGCCGGCGCCGGCAGCGGAUCAAUGGCCACCUCGCCAGGCUCCGCAGCCUCCUCCCCAACACCACCAAGACGGACAAGGCGUCGCUGCUGGCCGAGGUGCUGGACCACGUCAAGGAGCUGAAGCGGCAGACCUCGGCGAUGAUGGUGGCCGCCGCCGCUGCUUCCGUUGCCGGAGACGACGACGAGGGCGCCGGGCCGGCGCAGCUCCUGCCGACGGAGGCCGACGAGCUGGCCGUGGACGCGGCGGCCGACAGGGCCGGGCGGCUCGUGGUGCGCGCGUCGCUCUGCUGCGAGGACCGCCCGGACCUCAUCCCGGACAUCGUCCGGGCGCUCGCCGCGCUGCGGAUGCGCGCGCGCCGGGCCGAGAUCACCACGCUGGGCGGACGCGUCCGGAGCGUGCUCCUCAUCACCGCGGUCGAGGGGGCGGACGACAAGGGCGACGACGACGGGCGCGCCGCGUCGCACCGGAGGCACGAGUGCAUCGCGUCGGUGCAGGAGGCCCUGCGCGGCGUCAUGGACCGCAGGACGGCCGAUAGCGACACGUCGUCCACCGGCGGAGGAGGUGGCGGGAGCAUCAAGAGGCAGCGCAUGAACUACGCCGCACAGGAGCAGUGCUCGGUGUAGCACGUGCAUGUGUAAUGUGUGUGUUCCAGCGUUAGCUGCAUUUAUGCCGUUUAUAUAUGCUUUUAUUUGCAUGGAUGCAUAUGCAAAUGGACGCAUAAAUGCAAGCUAUUUAGCAUAGCUAGUAGUACAAGUUUAGCCGUCGUUUCAAGCUUUGUUGCCGUUGUUUCUUCGGGGUAUAACGUUGGGUGCAUCAGUGCAUGUCUCUGCAUGCAUGAUGGAAAAGAGAGGUUCAGGAGGGAGCGUUUUAUGUAUCCCUAAGUAUGUUCAUGUAACCAUGCUCAUGGUACUGAUUACCGAAUUGGCAUGUACUGGGAAAAAGGUGAUAUGGGUGUACAAAUGCACAAUCUAUGGGGUAUAAUGCAAGGUGGAAUUGGUGGCAUGUUUUUUUUCAUUCCACUUCUGAUUUGAAGCA
Molecule: messenger RNA, 1544 nt
Organism: Setaria italica (foxtail millet)
Lineage: Eukaryota; Viridiplantae; Streptophyta; Magnoliopsida; Poales; Poaceae
Product: transcription factor bHLH30
Exons: 2
Coding region: 146-1132 (328 amino acids)
Biological process (GO): regulation of DNA-templated transcription
Molecular function (GO): protein dimerization activity; DNA-binding transcription factor activity
Source: RefSeq, a predicted model, not a curated record